Penicillium daleae is the source of this 558-nucleotide messenger RNA. RefSeq lists its product as uncharacterized. The transcript has a single exon. NCBI's taxonomy places the organism in Eukaryota, Fungi, Ascomycota, Eurotiomycetes, Eurotiales, Aspergillaceae. Gene Ontology annotation, biological process: protein insertion into mitochondrial inner membrane from matrix; mitochondrial respiratory chain complex III assembly. Gene Ontology annotation, molecular function: ATP binding; ATP hydrolysis activity. The record is from RefSeq and is a predicted model, not a curated record. The coding region runs from base 1 to 558 and encodes 185 amino acids. Gene Ontology annotation, cellular component: mitochondrial inner membrane.
AUGAAGCUAUUUGCUGAGCUUCCACCGCGCUGUAUUGUUCUCCUGGAGGACAUCGACACCGCUGGGAUGGGACGAAGAGACGAUGCAGAUGUAGACCAAGAGAGCAGUUCAGGCUCUAGAGUCACCCUAUCUGGUCUUCUUAAUGUUCUUGAUGGUGUGUCAUCACAGGAAGGUCGACUGCUCAUUAUGAAAACCAACCACAUCGAACAUUUGGACGAAGCACUCAUUCGACCUGGCCGCACAGACAAAAAGGUGCAUUUUAAACUUGCCGAUAGGAAAAUGUCCGCCCAACUUUUUCACACUGUCUUCAAGCAGAUGCCCGACCAAAAGCAAUCCAAGAAACAACUCGGCGAUGAGACGAUUGAGAGGCUUGCUGUCGACUUUGCUUCCAAGGUGCCAGAUCAAGUUUUCAGUCCGGCUGAAGUUUUGUCGUUCCUGAUGGAGCAGAAGAACUCGCCUUUCGGGGCUGUUGCUGGUGUUGAAACAUGGGCGGUAAAAGCAAAGGAGGCAGCGAGCCAACUGAAGAGAGAAGGUUCUUGGGUACAAGAAGGACAUUAA